Mercenaria mercenaria is the source of this 3084-nucleotide messenger RNA. RefSeq names its product phosphopentomutase-like. Gene Ontology annotation, molecular function: magnesium ion binding; phosphopentomutase activity. The transcript has 18 exons. Bases 59 to 1861 code for a protein of 600 amino acids. Lineage: Eukaryota; Metazoa; Mollusca; Bivalvia; Venerida; Veneridae. The record is from RefSeq and is a predicted model, not a curated record. Gene Ontology annotation, biological process: carbohydrate metabolic process; purine ribonucleoside salvage.
UUGCGGCCUUGACCUGUCAAACUCGCGAGGAAAUAAUAUUGCAAGAGACGGAUUUAUCAUGGCAGAAUCGUUCAAAAAUAGAGAGCUGAAUGAAAAGAUUUCACAGUGGAUGUCAUGGAGUAAAAAUGAUAAAGACAAUGCUGAGAUAGAGGAACUGGUGAAGAAUGGAAAGGAACAAGACCUCACUAAUCGGCUUCUACAUCGUAUUGAGUUUGGUACAGCAGGGUUACGAGCAAGGAUGGGAGCUGGGUACAGUAUGAUGAAUGACCUAACAGUUAUACAGGCCACUCAGGGGCUGUGUAAACAUACAUUGUCAUGUAUUCCUGAGGCAAAGACAAUGGGAGUGUGUGUAGGGUAUGAUGGUAGAUAUAACAGUAAAAGAUUUGCGCAGCUAACAGCUACUAUAUUCCUGCAUGCAGGUGUUAAAGUUUACUUGUUUUCCAAAAUCUGUCCAACACCAUAUGUGGCUUACUGUACAAGACAGUACAAAUGUGCUUGUGGUGUCAUGGUAACAGCUUCACAUAAUCCUAAAGAAGAUAAUGGGUAUAAGGUAUAUUGGUCAAAUGGAGCACAGAUAGUGUCUCCAGUUGAUAAAGACAUUUCUAGAUGUAUCAAUGAGAACCUGGAACCAUGGAAAGACUCCUGGGAUGUUGACUAUACAGAGACAUGUCCUCUCAGAGAGGAUCCAUACGAUGAUAUACAUGCUAAAUACCAGGAAGAUGUUAAAAAACUCUGCUAUUACAAAGAAGAGAACGGGAAUGCUACAGUAAAGUUUACCUAUACAGCCAUGCAUGGAGUAGGUUAUAUAUUCUCUGACAAAUCUGUACAACAGUUUGGAUUUCCAGCAGUAAUACCAGUACCAGAGCAGAUAGAACCAAAUCCUGACUUCCCUACAGUGAAAUAUCCCAACCCAGAGGAAGGAAAAGGAGCACUGGAGUUAUCAAUGAAAACAGCUAACAGUAAAGGCAGUACUGUAAUACUUGCUAAUGAUCCUGAUGCUGAUAGACUGGCACUUGCUGAAUAUGAUGGGAAAGAAUGGACAGUGUUUACAGGGAAUGAGAUCGGAGCACUGUUAGGCUGGUGGUCGUGGUUUAGUUUUAGACAGAAACAUCCAGAUUUUCCUGCUAAAGAUUGUUACAUGCUGGCAAGUACAGUGUCAUCUAAGAUAUUACAGACAAUUGGUGCCAAAGAAGGCUUCAACUUUGAGGAAACUUUAACAGGAUUUAAAUGGAUGGGUAACAGAACAGAUGCCUUGUUGAAGGAAGGUAAAACAGUUCUAUUUGCAUUUGAAGAAGCUAUUGGCUACAUGUGUGGUUCUACCGUGCUCGACAAGGACGGAGUGUCUGCCGCUGCUGUCAGUGCCGAGAUGGCUGCAUACAUCUACAGAAAUAACAGCACCUUAAAGAAAAAACUUGAGGAUAUUUAUAAACAGUAUGGUCAGCAUAUCUCAAGCAAUUCAUAUUUUAUCUGUCAUGAUCCAGAAACUAUCAAACGUAUGUUUGAUGAACUGAGGGAUUACAACAAAACUGGCAAGUAUCCAGAUAGCUGUGGGCCAUACAAAAUCAAAUAUGUGAGAGAUCUUACAACUGGAUUUGAUAACAGUCGGCAAGAUAAUAAACCUACAUUACCAGUUAGUAAGUCUAGCCAGGUGAUUACGUUCACAUUCGAGAAUGGAUGUGUGGCUACACUGCGAACCAGCGGUACAGAACCUAAGAUAAAAUACUACACUGAACAUAAACCUGAUCCUAGUCAUGGGCUUGAUCGUGAAGCUGCACAGAAAGAGUUGGAUGAUAUGGUGAUGUGUAUUGUGAAAUAUUUCUACCAACCGGAGAAAAAUAAUUUCAUAGCUCGAUCCUCAUAGAUGGUUCACAUGUUUAAACUGAACACAUUCUUUAGUCCAUAGAAACAUUUUUAUACUGCAAAUGUUUUUUGUUUUAGCCUGAAAAUCUUGUUGAUAUUGUUAUUUCUUACUUGUUUUAAAAUAGUUUUAAAAAUUCAAGUAAUAGGCUGUGGUAGAGAUUUUUUUUAAAAGGCUUCUUAAGUUUGAGUAAUUUCAUAAAGCUUAAAAACUUUUUGUGAUAAUGUCAUUUAAUAAGUUCUGUAUUGAAGGAAAACUGAUAAAUAUGUUUUAUGAAACAGCAAUCUUCGUGUUGUUUUUUGUGUGCAUUGAGCUAUUCAUUCAAACAUUAUUGUCAACAAGUCAGCAUUAUUUGUUAAGAAAAUUAUGUACUGUAUUGUUUCAGAGAACUAAAUGUACUGUUUUCUUUGUUACAAAAUAUUUUUUUUUAAAAUAAAACAAGAGAAUCGUAAUAAAAAACAGUAUAGAAACAAGUGUUUGGAAAAAGAAAAUUUCAUCAUUACCAGUGGUGUUUGGUAUUUCCUUUUCAGCAUACAGGUUACGGUUCUACAGAAGUUAUAAAAACUAUCCAUUCCAUUUAUGUUUGUUUUUAUGCAACUGUCGAGAUAUUUAACUUGCGUGUUUAGUUCUUAUUUUGUAUGUUGUUGUUUGUUGUUUUUUUUUUUUGUAAAAAUAACUUUAAGGCAGCUGAACUAAAUGUUUUGCAUGUUAGACAUUGGACUAAGAUUUUUUACUCUCACAAUGUAUACAUAUUUAAAUUAUUUAUAUUUAUUGAUAUUUUAAUUUAGCAAACUUAAUGGUUAUUCAUAAAGAGUGACUGCUGAUACUAUUUUGAAACUGUCUAAAAGUUCAUACCCGUCCUCAAAGAUAAUUGAAUUUCUUGGAAAUUUUACCUCAUUUUGAUAUUUUUUGUACUCCUGAUUAUUGUUGUUGUUGUUGUUGAUGACGAUGAUAUGACUUCAGUUUAUUAGGUAUAACAUCAACGGCUAUUUUACAUACGUUAAUCAGUUUGUAGGCAAGGUGUACAGUAGAUAAAAAACACUAACCAAGAAAUAUAACAGUUAUGUAUAAAGUGUUUCCUUUGAUCACCAUCCAGACUUGUGAUUCACAAAAUAUCUUACAAGCUGCUUGUCAAGGUAAAUGUGACCGAUAUAUCAUGUCAUUUCUGUUUUAUCUUGUUUCCAAAGUGUUGCUAGGAGAUAAUCGGAAUAAAGUUUUGCAUUGUA